Messenger RNA from Portunus trituberculatus (swimming crab), 2590 nucleotides. RefSeq names its product atrophin-1-like. Gene Ontology annotation, molecular function: protein binding. Gene Ontology annotation, biological process: regulation of transcription by RNA polymerase II. The record is from RefSeq and is a predicted model, not a curated record. Lineage: Eukaryota; Metazoa; Arthropoda; Malacostraca; Decapoda; Portunidae. Gene Ontology annotation, cellular component: nucleus.
AUUGACUUGAGUGGCCCAGUGUGAAGAAUGUUUUGGUUGUAGAGAGACAGAAAUUUCCCAGGGCGGCGCUAAUUUCCCGAGGAACCAGUAAUGUAGAACCACCACCACCACCACCACCUCCGUAACCACCACCACCGCCACCACCACCACCACCACCACCACCACCAUGUCCGAAUACUGUCUGCGUUGGAAUAACCAUAGACCUAAUUUAGUGACAGUAUUUUCCGAGCUCUUGACAUCAGAGGCCCUUGUUGACGUCACCCUGGCCACUGAUGGGCACUAUAUUCACGCACACAAGCUGGUUCUGUCUGCCUGCAGUGUGUACUUCAAGGACCUGUUUGGCGCCAACCCCUGCAAACACCCUAUAGUGAUCCUGAAGGACAUAAGGAUUGAAGACCUUAAGACAGUUAUCGAUUUUAUAUACCGCGGGGAGGUUAAUGUGGCGCAGGACAGGCUGCAGGAUGUUCUCAGGACAGCAGAGUCCCUUCGCAUCAAGGGUCUGGCAGAGAAUCCCAGAAGUUACGAUGAACUGUCUAGUCAUAGCACACGCUUCAUGGGCUCACAGACCAGCAGACAGCGUUCCUCCAUGACUGACUCCAGAGAACAAUCGCUCAGUGUGGAGGGGGAGGAGGAGGGGGAGGCCGCCACCCCACCCCCCAACAAGAAGAGAAAGAUGACCUCCUCGCAUGACAGCUCCGAGAGUGUCCAGGAGGAGGGAGAAGGAGAAGAAAGAGGAGGAGGAGGAGGAAGGGAAGUGAAAGAUGAACCCCCAGAUGACCCGGAGGAAAGACCGUCGAGGGAAGGAAGCGAACAGGACUCUGCCAGCAUGGGUGGCAGCCAGGAGGGAGUGGCAGGUGAUGACGCCACAGCUGCCACCACCACCACCACCACCAUCACCACCCCUGGCACCAGCACCACAGACCCUUCAUUACCUGCUCAUGCUCAAGGUCGCGGGAAGCGGGGCGUGUUGCAGCGUCAGCAGGUCAUCAUCCGGGAGUCAGCCAGCAGCGGGGGCGGUAGUGUGGCCAGCAUUGCCAGUGUUACCAGCGUGGGCGGCGGGGCGGAGGAGGCUGGGGGCAAGGGCGGCGUGGUGGCGGGCGUGGAGGUGAAGGGCGAGGGUGGCGGGGGCGCGGGUGGCGUGGCGGAGCUGAUCGUGCCCGACACGGUGGUGGUGAGCGGCGGCACGAUGACGCUGAGCUCAGCGCCCACCACGCUGCUGCAGGUGCCCACGCUGGUGGUGGGGCCAAGGGAUGCCCUGCCCAAGCAACACUCGCACCCCACGCCCCUGCUCACGCCCACGCCCGUGGUCACCAAGCAGCUGUCCCACCCCGAGGGACGCGGCCCGCCCACCCACGCCGGCCACCCCGCCAUCACCAAGCAGCGCUCCCAGCCUACCGUGGUGACGCACGCCCCCUCCCUGCCCCCACUGGAGCGCCUGCCCCUCUCACCCAACAGUGCCGGGGCAACCGUGCCCUCCUCCCAGCACCUGCAGGUCAUCCCCUACCCCGUGCUGCUCAAACAGCGCUCCGCCGGGGCUGCUGCCCCCCUGCAGGCCUCCUCCCUGCGCCCCAUCCAGCCCAAGCCCUCCGCCAGCGCCGAGGCUGCCGAACUGCCGCCCAAGAAGGACGUGCCUCUCAUCAGGCUCACGCCCUCAGAGGACAGCGGCGGUGGGGCCGGCGGCGGUGGCGGCGGCGGCUACGGAGGCGUGGUGGGCCCGCCCAGACUGCCCCGCGCGGCGAGCGAGGAGCCUGCCCUCACGCGCCACCCUGGCGAGCACAGCGGCGACCUGCUGGCGCCUGGCCCCUCUGUGCUGGUGCAGAGCGUGUCGCAGGACUCCGGUCUGGAGGCGGGGCCGCCCGUGUCCGCGCCGCCCCGCCUGGGCGCCACACCUCUGGCGGCGCUCACCGUGACGGGCACUCCUAUGCGCAGCGCGUCGUCGCCCGGGCACUGCCCCGUGCUGCGCGGCGGCCCCGCCCUGGGGUGCAACUUCUGCUGGAACAGCACGGACCCGCAGGGGCGCGUGCUGCGGCGCAAGACGAAGUACCACUGCCCGGAGUGCCGCACCAACCUGUGCAUCGUGCCCUGCUUCCACGAGUACCACAAGCAGAUAGAGAGAGUCCAGGAGUCCGACAAACAGAUCAGCAAGAUACUCACCAAGACUGGCUCCAUCUAGGCACCACAACACCACCACACCACACCACCACAGCAAUACUUAACGCCCGCACACCAACACCACCACCACCACCACCACACGCCGCCAGUGUGUGUGUGUAUGCCAGACUCCAGACACGUGUGCGUAUUUGAGACAGUGCGUGUGAGCAGACAGUGGUGUGUGAACGUUGUGUGUACGUCACGCGCCUACAAACUCAUGUGUACGUGCAGUGUGCACACCAGGCGGACCCUCGUGUGUGUGUGUGUGUGUACAGAACGUCAUGUGCGUCUUUGUGUUCGUUUGUUUGUUUGUUCCUCCCUUCGUUUGUUUAUGUAAGCCGUUUUGACGUGUGUGUGUGUGUGUGUAGUAACCCACUUUGAAAUUAUUAUUAUUAUUAUUAUUAUUAUUAUUAUUAUUAUUAUCAUUAUUAUUAUUAUU